AUGGGAGCGUGGUUUUGUACUGAUUCAAAAAAUGUCCUUAAAUCAGAGGGAGCAUUGCUUGAUUCUUCAUCACCAAAAAAAAAUCGUUAUAUUAGUGCACGAGCAACAUCUAUUAACGAUAUUGGUAAUAGUGGUACAAGUACAGGAAUUACAAAUUCUAUACGUAGAAAUGAGAUUAGAAUCGAUCAAACAAAUGUAUUGGUCGAAUCAAGUACUUCUACAAGAUUAUCAUCUGCAAAAACAACAGAUAAUAAAAAAGAAGGACGAAACAUAAUGCAACAAGAACAAAAAUCAGAAUCAUCACUUGCUGAACCUCAAUUUUAUGCACGAACAACAAAUACACCUACUACAAAAAAAUAUGGUUCCAGCUAUCAAAAAUCUAAAGAAAUACAUUCAUCACCAAUAGUUGAAGAUACAUUUCAUGAUGCUGUCGAUGAUCUUCAAAUCAAUAAAGACCAAAUAGCUGAUAUUAAAAAUAUGCCAACAAAAACCUAUACAGAUUGGAAUCCUUCCUAUAAAGAAGAGUAUAUAAAACGACCUAUAUCAAAUCAAGAAUUAUUGAUUGUUGAACCUGCAGAUGUUAAUAUUCAAAAAAAUGUUCCAUUAGAAAAUGAAAAAGCAACAUCAUCAUCCAAUACAAGUGUGUCUAAUGCAUUUCAAUGUCUUCAUCCAUUUGAUAUAGAAAAUGAAUUUCAAAAUGAAACAAUAAUAACAUCAUCAACACCAUCAUUGAUUCGUCCAUUAAAAUCUUCUAUUGAAAAAAUGCAAUAUGAUUUUGAUGAUAAUAAUGAUACUUCAACAUCAACAACAAAUCGCUCAAUACAUUUACCUAUUGAAAAACAACGUAGCCUUUCAGAAAUUAUUCGAAAACGUAAUAGUCGAUAUAAAGUUGAAGAUUAUAAACGUUCAUUUCAAAAAUGUAAUACAUUUGAUCAACAACAAUCAGAUUAUUAUGGAGCAUUACCAACAUCAAAAAGUGAUCAUGCUUUAUCAAAUAAUCAAACAUCAUUUUCGAAUAUAAAUCCCAAAGAAAUGAAACGUUUAACGAAAACAAAAUCCGUUGAUAUACCUACCGAAUAUAAUAAACGAACACAAAUAUCUAUCGAACAACUUGAACCAAAUAAUAAGAAUUUCGAACAAAAAAAUUCUAAUGAAAGCAACAAUGAAAUUAAUGACAAAAUGACUGUUGCUGCUAAAAGAAAUUUAUUUGAAGUAUUUUCAAAAGAUGUACAAUUAAGUCCUGGUUUAACACGUUCAAAAUCAUUUAAACAUGAGAAUACUUCUGUCCUAUCCAACGAUAUCAAAUCUCCAUUGUUAACAAAAACCUAUAAUGAUGAAAAACAACAACAACAACAACAGCAAUCUAAACCAGAAGAUAUAAUUCAAUCAGAAAUUGAUGACAUUUCAGUAGAACAUAAUACUGAUGUCUUUGGUGAUGAUACAUCAAAAUUAACAUUUAAAGAAAAAAUGAUUCUAUUUAAUAAAAAGAAAAGUAUGGGAAUCAUAUUGUCAUCUUCGUCAAAACCUAAUCGUAAUCGACUUACUCAGCCAAUAACUGCUGAAGAAGUUCAAGCAGCUGAAAAGCUAUCUCCUGAACCAUCAUCAGCAUCAAGUUCAAAACAAUUAACAGCAAAACCUCCUGUAAAUGAUAAAUUCCUAAUGCAUGACAAUUCUUUAUCAUUAUCAUUUAAUUCUUCAUUAGAAGAAAUUUUUUUUCCAAUAAAAUCGACCUUUCGAACAAAUGUUUUACAAGAAAAUCGUUUUGAUGAAGAGCAUGUUAAACAUUUAUCUAUGCACAAUAUUGACGAUACAAAUAUGUUAAGUCCGGAGGAAACAGAAAAUAUGAUACCGGUGAGCAAAAGACUCGAACAAUUAAAAACAUACGGUGAAAAUGAAUGGAAAAAACGUGUUAAAUCAAUAAAUGAUGCAAAUGAAUUUACUGUUGAAGGAAAACUUCGACAAGCAGGAAAAAUUUCUACACUUACAAAUGAGCAAGAACCAUUACCAACAAGUACACGUAAAACUCCAACAUUAAAAUAUAAUACAAAAAAAAACAAUACUGAUCAACAGCAACGUGCUAAAACUGUAGAUAUUAUCCGUCUUAAAACUGAAUCGAUCGUUAAAAACAAGGACACGAUUAAAACAGCUCCAUCAAAUAAUAAAAGCAAGGAAAUAACAUCGAAAAAAUCAAUCAAUAAUAAUAAUGUUAUUUCGGUUGUAAAAUCAGAUCGAAUAUCUGUAUUAAAACCUGAUGAUCAUCUUGAUGAUUUUUUUGCUGAUACAAAUAAAAAUUUAACUAAUCAACCAUCAGUUCAAUUAAAUACUGAUGAUCUUAAUCGUAUUGCUGAAAAUGCUGUCAGAUUACAAUCACAACCAGCUCGUGUUCGACCACCUCGUCGUCAACAACAGGGUACGAAAAAUCCUCUUCGUCAAAUUCAAGCAACAAUACCAACAGCUAAUGAAUAUACCGAAAUACACACAGAUCUGUCGGAACAAGAACUUCGUCGAUUAAAACGAGCUCAAAUUGCGGAAAAUGCUGGUCUUGCUCAAGAAGCUUUAGCUGCAUUAGCAGCAACAGAAAAUUUUGCUGAAAUUAAUUUGCGUAAAAUUGAUCGUUCAGCUGUAGCAACAUUUGGUUUUGAACCAUAUAAAGAUUUAAUGUUAAUGUUAAUAAAAGGACGUCGUCAUUGUUCAUUACGUCUUAUUAAUCCAACAUAUGAAUCAAUAAAUGAAGGUGAUUGUUAUUUAUUAAUAACACCAUCAAAAGUAUUUGCUUGGCUUGGUCGAUAUUCAAAUGCAUUAGAAAAAGCUAAAACAAUGGAUAUUAUGGAUUAUUUAAAACAACAUCGUGAUUUUGGUUUACGUAGUGAAGUUAAAUAUUUUAUAUUAGAUCAAGCAAAUGAUGAUACAGAAAAUGAUAUACAUGCAGAAUUUGGUGAUAUUUUACAUGGUCAUCAGGAUGAUUUUAAAACAAUUGAUUAUGUUAUGGAUGAUGAUUUUUAUGAAGCUAAUAUAAUGGAAUUAAAUCGUGUUUAUCGUUUAGAUAAUGAUAUGCUUAUACCAUUAGAUGAUUUUUGUUUUCGUUCAUUAUCAAUUAAAAUUCUUGAUUCAAAUGAUGUAUUUGUUUUUGAUUUUGGUUCAGAAGUCUAUAUUUGGAAUGGUAAAUAUGCUGAUAAAAAUAAACGUAAUAUGGGUUUACAAUUAGCACAACAAUUAUGGAAUGAUUCAUAUGAUUUUUCAGAAUGUUUAAUUAAUCCAUUUGAUCCACUCGAUGAUAAAAAUGAUCUUGCAACUCAAAAAGGUACUAAACGACCAAUAUGGUGUAUAUUUGGAAAACAAAAUCAAAAUGUUGAAACAUUAUUAUUUAAAGGUAAAUUUUAUGAUUGGCCUGGUGAUCUUAAAGAACUCAAACCGGUUAAUGAUGCUGCUAAUAGUGUUAAUCGAAUACCGUCAGCAAGACGACCACCAUCAAUUGUUGACAUGCUUAAACCAGCAGAUGUAGAUAAAAUGCUUAUUAAACAAGAUAAUCCAGUAAAUAUGGUAUUGGAACAAGCAAAUUUGGGUCGAGGAAAACAUUGGUAUGAUCCAAUUGAAUUACGUGGUCAUGAUGUUCAAACAAUAUCAUUAAUGGUUUGGCAUGUUAGUGAUAAUGAACGUUAUGAAUUAUCAAAAUCAAGUUAUGGACAAUUUCAUUCAGAUGAUGUUUAUAUUAUUCGAUGGCGAUAUAAAUUAGUUGCAUCAGGUUUUCAUUCAAUAGCAACAGGUAAAGCAUCUGUACGAAAGACAGAUACAGGUCGUGAUCGUGUUGCUUAUUUGAUAUGGCAAGGUGUUAAUGCAAGUCCUAAUGAAAAAGGUAUUUCAGCAUUAAUGACAGUUUUUUUCGAUGAAGAAAAAGGACCACAUAUUCAUGUUAUUCAAGAACAUGAAGAAGCAACAUUUUUACAAUUAUUUGAUGGUACAUUUACAAUACAUAUGGGUAAACGUAAUCAAUUAAAAGAAAAAAAAUUACAUUGGCAUCUAUAUGUAUGUCUUGGUGAAAUUGAUGUUGAAAAUCAUUGGUGGGAAUUAAAUAUUGAUAGUACAAAUUUACGUAGUCGAACAUCAUUUUUAUUAAUUAAUAAUGAUAAAAAUAUUAUGUUACUUUGGCAUGGUUGUGCAACAACAGAUGAACAAAAAUUUUUAGCAAAUCAAUCAGCUAUGAAAUUACGUGAAAGACGUCCAGAAGAAUUUCAUUUUAAUAGUGAACGUGAAGAUAUUGAAUUUCAUGAAAUACAAGAAGGUGAUGAAAUAGAUUUAUUUUGGAAUGCAAUCAAUGAACGAACACAUGAAAGAAAAUAUUAUUCUUUAUUGAAUGUUCGAUCACAUCAAAAAUUAACUGCAACAAUGCGUAUAUUUCAUUUAUCAAGUCUUCAUGGUCCAUUUGUUGCUCAAGAACUUGUUUAUCCUCUUCGAUCACCGGAUCAUAUAUCAGCAUUUCCAUUCACUCAAGCAGAUUUAUAUGAACUUCAUCAACCAGCAUUAUGUUUAAUUGAUACUGAUACAGAAUUAUAUAUAUGGCAAGGAUGGAAUGAUAUAUCUGAUGAUGAACUUGAUUUACAACUUUAUAAUGCAAAUAUACAAGCUGG
Messenger RNA from Rotaria sordida, 4625 nucleotides. Lineage: Eukaryota; Metazoa; Rotifera; Eurotatoria; Philodinida; Philodinidae. The record is from the annotation of a GenBank genome assembly.